GCACAUGGAGACUAACAAUGGCGGCCCCACUGGCUGUCAGGAGAGAGGCCUGACCUCUGAAGAGAAGGGGGAUGAUAUCACAAAGCAAAGAAGGCUUUAUUGUGUCCUCUCGUGACACUAAAUUGAAUUAUCUUAGCAUUAUUAGAACACUACAAGAAGUAAGCAGAUAAAUGGAAUUGUAUUCCUUUAAAAAUACUUUAGAUUUAUUGAUGUAGUUUUACAUGGAUGGAUGUUUGCUGGAGCUGUUUGUCUGUGCCACCAGUACAUGUGUGCCCAGUGUGCAGCAGUGGCGUGUAGAAGAGGCAAUCGGGUCAUCUGGUCUGGCGUCCUUGAUAGCUGUGAAGCACCUGUCGUGCAGGUGCUGGGAACGGAACCUGGGACCCCUGAAGAGCAGUAAGUGGUCCUAAGUGUUGUACCACCGCUCUGGGUAACCGUAAUUUUGGUUAGGAGGUCUGCUUUCUCUGAUAGAUACUGACUGUUGCACUAGGAUUUUUUUUUUUUUGAUAGCUUGACUUAUUUUUGUUGUCGUUUCUGUUGUAUUUAAUGCUUUGGCUUGCCUGUUGCUGUCAAAUGGUUUUUACCAGAGAAAAGUAAGUCUGUCCCUGUUGCUGGAGUCCUCAGCCCUCUGCUCUUAACUUGUGCUACUACUGUAAGGUAGCCAAGACUGGAGUAGUGGCGGUAACUUUACUCAGUAGGCAGCUUGCUUCAUCCAGUCUGCUACAUGGCCUUAGUUACCAGUGCAUUGGGAAAUGUGGCCGGGCUACUUCUGACUCCGCCCAGAGGUGACUACCACAUUAAAGAAUUAGCAGCCCUAGUCCCUAGCUCAGCCUCCCCAUUGGUGCUGUAGCCAGAGUCUCAUAGCCAAGAUUUAACUUCUGCUGCUUGGCAAAAUGCCACUUGAUUCCCAGGCCACAAGCACUUUAGCAUUUCAGUUUGGGAUGAGAAAUACUUGGGAAGCUGCCACCUUCCAUAAUUUGAGUUCUGAUGGAGGUAUGGGGCUUAGUGAGGAACCAUGGCCUCGUUUAGUGAGGGGGGUAUUAUUUGAAAGUUAUAAUGGACCUGACAAAUUCUCCCUGAUAAUUUCUGGUUUAAGUGUGUUGAAGCAUUGAGAAAAAGUGACAGGGAGCACUGAGUACUGGCGAAAGCAGUACAAUCUAGUGCUACUGUUACCUAAAGCCUCCUCAUGGGGUAUGUAGGCCAUUUACCACCCAGAAAAGGGCCAGAAUCAACUAGAUUUUUGGGAGUAGUAUCCUCAUUUUUUGUUCUGUACGAACUUGUCAAGGGUCAAACUUCUCAGCGUACAGUGCUCUAGACAAGAGCAGCGAGCCAUGUGGUUCGGGCAGCAGCAGCAAGCUACGUAGUGUCAUUUUCAAGUUGAUUUUCAUAAUGGCCCACAGAAAGCGCAGAAAACGAGAGUGUGUACUUAUUCCAUCCAUUGUGACAUUUAGUCGUCCUUUGUGUUUGUGGCAGGGUUUGAUGUCCCUGAAGGUAUCUAUGCUUUGUCUAAAGCAUAGUGUGGGACCUUGUGCGAUCGCUUGAACAGUAUAACCAAGUAGCUGUAGACUUUUGGGCCCAGAAUUCUAAAUCACCUUGUCCAGUUUCUCCUUAGCUUUUUGAUUCCUUCCUCUUGGUGUGUUCAAUGCCCUCUGGCUUUUCAUUUACUGUGCCUUUGAUUUGCACAGCAAAAACAUUUACUAUUGAAUAUUCUUUUUUUUUUCAGUUGUUACAUCUCUGUCCUGGUGGAGAAGAGUCCGACCCCCCCUUUUUUUUUUACGGGGAAUGAAAAUGAGCCUCAGGGAGACUAAUCGAUUUGUCCAAGGUCACACAACAUAACCAGCUGUCCCACCAGGGUCAGAUGUGUCAUGGCUCAGGGCAAAUCCUUUAGUUACCCAGUGAGAGCUGAGGGUAAGCAAGGCACUGUGGAAAACUAUAAAGAAGAGGCCAAGGGGGCAUUGCUGUCACCUUCAAGAGGUUAUAUGUUCAUAGAGGACCUGGGAUGUGCUGCUCACACUCAGAAUCCUAUGGUGACUCAUCCUGAGAUGAGUAUGAGAUGCACUCACAGAAUUCAGCAAAAAGGGAUUGAUUCAGAAGUUCAGGAAGACUUCGUAAGAGGAACAUUUUUUUCAGAGCUUAAUUAGGGACACUUUCAGAAGUAGGAGCAGGGCUACAGUACUCAGUUACAUGGUUCCCUUUUCUAGCCACCCUUGAAUUGGUUAUGUAGGUGUAGCUGCUGGCUCUCUCGACAGUCAGAGCCGUUGCCACCAACUCCUACCAUGGAGCCUCGUCUUAUCAGUGUGGGGAUAACUAUAGUUCUUCCAUGAAAUUCUUGGGUGUGUUGAGGGACGUAGGUUGUAGUCUGCUUAAGUCCUGGAAUCCCUAAGCACUCCAGUCCUGUUUUGUUUUUAUCCAUUGUGAGACUGUAUACUCCUUGAAAGUUUAAUAAAAGCCCUGUGCUCAGGUGGUCUGCCACAUCAGCUUUAAAGAAAGACUUCUGCCACUAAGCGUGAUGAUCCACACUCGAUCCCCAGAACCCACAUAGCUGAAGAAGAAACGGUCUCUGGCCUUCUUCUCAUGCCCACAGUGUGGCAUACAACAUAGUAAUGUUAAAACAAAACAAAAGGCCCUGAGCGCUCAGUUUCAUCAGAACUUUUAGAACUUUUAGAAACUUACAAGUGUUAUAACUUGUAGGAUUUCUGACCUGUGAAACCUGUCUGUGAGUCUCUCUGCGUAGUUACAGGCCUUCCAGUUUUAUGCUGAUAAUCUGCGGCUUCUCUCCACCCAGUCUUAUGGGUCCAGCUGCUUAGAUGGUCUACAGAAGUGCCAAGGGCCCAUGCCAGCAUUUUACCCUUCAGACUUGGUCUCCCUGUUGCGCCCUCAAGUGGACAGUGCUGAGCUACCCUUCUUCAGUGGCUUGAGAAUACUGGUUUCCUUAUUCUGCACACGCAGUAACCAAAACAAACCCUGUCAGUUUACCACCUCAGUGGCUCUCGACUGUUGGCCCUCUCCUGCCUUUGUUUGGAAUGCUGGAGCUGUUAACUGGUCUCUCAGUACAGCCUUGCAAAGAUCUCUUUGUGAACAGAGCCAGGCAGCUUUUCUGAACUGAAAAGCUCUGGACUGACGUUGUUGGUUCUGCUGUGUCGCUGUGCUCUUAGUAGCGCCUAGGCCUUUCCCCUUGGCUCAGCAGGGUUAGUGGUCAUGUGGCAUUGGCACAUCUGUCCAGGACACAUGCUGCCACAUCCCUCAUUCAGCCACUGCCUCAGCUUUGCCGGACUUUUGUGUCCCCACUUGUCCCCAAGACCUGUUAUUCUGGGCUAGCCCCCUCCAGGAAGUCUUGGCCUUCUUUUUCACUCUACACCGAGACUAACUUCUGCUGCUUCUCCUCUCUGCCAGCUUCCCCUGGUCUCCAUCACCAGCACAGACACAGUGUGCAAGACUGUUGUGUCGUUAGCAUAAACUGGCCGCUCUUGGUUGUACUGACUUCUGCAACUGCUCAUCUCAAACUGUGUAUGGUAUGGUGGGUAGCAGGCACUGCGACUUCUGUGAGUCCAGCUACUCCUCCUCGCGUGGGAUCGCCUUGUGUAUGAAAUUUAAGACUAGCUGUAGUAGCACCUGUUCCUAAUCUCAACACUUGGGAAGCCGAGGCAGGAUGACUUCACGUUGGAGAGCAGUGGGGGCUACAGAACAAGUUCCAGGCUGGCCAUGGAUGCAGAGUGAAAGCCUUUGCCAACAAACCAAAAACAAGCAAACAGAAAAUGGAAAAUUAGGUAAAGGUGUUUGCCUAAAGGCUGAAGACCUCAGUGUGAUAGGUUGGGAGAAAAAUUGUAUGAUCGUUACACAAACAGAUGUAACGGGAGAAAGCAAAAAUCAUAUUUUGAAAUAUAAAUAUAAUCUGAGCUCAAUUUUGUUAAAGUAUCAUGGUCACCAAACACUGUUUCUUAUGUGUGUGGUGGGUACAUCGAUGUUGAAUGAACAGAAAUACUUUGCAGAUAAAGUCCACAGCAUAUGUCAGCUGAUGGAUUGGGACAAAGGCAAGACAACUACUCAGCUCUUCAGUUACCUGACACUUUUGUAAUCACCCAGGUGGCUCUCAAAGAAUAAUCCUAAAAUGUCAUUGUGUAGUCCCUGGGAAUAGAACCAGUCUCAGGAAAUUAGACACACUUAACACACAUAUACUCACUACCUUAUAAUAUAUAUUUAAGAGUAAGAAUCGGGGCUGGUGAGAUGGCUCAGUGGGUAAGAGCACCCGACUGCUCUUCCAAAGGUCCAGAGUUCAAAUCCCAGCAACCACAUGGUGGCUCACAACCAUCCGUAACGAGAUCUGACUCCCUCUUCUGGAGUGUCUGAAGACAGCUACAAUGUACUUACAUAUAAUAAAUAAAUAAAUCUUUAAAAAAAAAAAAAAAAAAAGAGUAAGAAUCAUUGAGAAGUUUCUGAUUUCAAAACGAUUCCCUGAGUUGGCUUACUAACAGGCAUAUUUCUUGAGACGUUUUGACAUAGAUUUGUGUAGGGCUGGGAUGCCUGUUUUGCUGUGUCUGAAGACAGAUUUCUCUUGCAGCAUUUAGUAGAGUCAGGACUGAAACGCCUGGGUAAACCAUUGCCUCCCUGCACCCACCCCCACCCACCGCGAGACGUGGUGAGCUGCCUUCUAUAGAGAAGCUCUCUCUAGGCCUCGUCCUUACACUCCUGCUCUCUGUUGGCCUUACUUCCCCUGUGCUUCAGCUACAAGCUGCAGUUCAGAUGCAGAGUCCUGUUGUAUGCCUGGAGUCAAAGCAUUGUUUUUACCCUGGUAAAGUUGAGAAGAACAGACAUUUGAGAGGCUGACCAGAAGCUCUCUCCAGUGAAGAAUCAAAACCCAAUACUCAUUUUGCCUCACUCUCCUAGCUAGAGCGCAGCCUGUUGUUUGGGGGUGGGGUGCUGAGUCAUGCUUUUAUUCAUGAGUUUAUCCAUGCUUUUUUAUUACCUCUGCUGGCAGAUCACCAUCCAUUGUUCAUGAGCCGCCCAGCUUGUUGACUUUUAUAAGUUACAUGUAAUCAAGCCCUCUUGCAGGUCUGGCUACCAUAACUGGCAGUCCCACCAAGCCGGGCUGACCAGUCUGCAUUUGUGCUGACUCCCAUGUUGGGUAUCUGUUCUGCUCGCCAAGUGCCCUUGCCUCCUCCACCUGUACUGCCGAUGGAAGAGAAGACACCUGCUUGGGGGUUGGGGGGGGGGGGAGCUUGCAGAUGUAAUGGGACACCUCCACAGAACUUGGUGGAGAGCUCAUUGUCCUUUAGUUUAGGAUAAAUGAAGGGUUUGAGGGAGUUCGUGAUGUCACCUGGGUCACUUCUAAAGGAAGGCUUGCUGUUUUCUUCAUUCCCUUUUCCUAGCUGAUGACUUAGCAAGUAUAGGUAAAGUCCAGAAACUUUGAAAAACAAAAGGUAAGCGCUGUGUUAGAGCGAUGGCUGGGCAGUAAGGAGUACUUGCUGCUUUUCUAGAUGAGGGUUUUUGUUUCCCCACAGUUUGUUUCGGUGGCUCAUGGCUGCCUGUGGCUCUCAGCUCCAGGGGAUCUGCCCAUCACACAUGUGGCAUAUACAUACACAGGCAAAAAAACCACAUGCACAUAGAUAGAAUAACUUUUAAAAAGCAAAUGUUUAUAUAUUUUAUGUAUAUCUGUGCUGUUUGUGGAUAUACAUAUUUGUGUAUGUACAUAUGUGUGUACCAUGGAGGAGAAAGGUCUAUGCCAAUAUCUUCAGUUGCUCUCCACUCUGUCUGUCUGUCUGUCUGUCUGUCUGUCUAUCUAUCUGAGGCAGUAUCUCUCACUAACCUGGAACACACUAAUUGUCUAGACCAGAUGGUCAGUAGGUCCCAGGAAUCCCCCUGCCUCUGAUUUUUCUUCAUUAAAGUUACUGAUGUACACUCACAUACCUGGCUUUUUAAAAUGUGGCUACUGGGGGGUAGCUAUGGAUUACUCAGGUACUCCAGAGCAAACAUCUUACAACUGAGUCCCUGCCCCAGCCCUGGAAUCCCACAGCAAAAAUCUGAACAACCCUUAUGGUCUGAUGUAGGUGGGCCUCAGAUUAUAGUUGGGGAAAUAAUGAUCUUGGUGCAAAGGGAAAAAGAAGAAAGAAAAAUCUAGUAGAAGCAAAUAUUAUUUACAUUGUAAUAAGAAGACUAAACCAAUGGCCAGAAAGUUCCUCUUUGAUUUUCUUUUUCCUUCCUUCCUUCCUUCCUUCCUUCCUUCCUUCUUUCUUUCUUUCUUUCCCUUUUUUUUUUUGUUCCUUUGAGAUGAGAGCGGACUAGAGAAUCCUUGGGAAUACAGGUGUUUAGUUUUGCCUCUUUAGUUUCAUUUUGUUUUGCUGUUUUCUCAUUGUGAUUGACAUCAGCUUAUCCUUCCAAAAGGAUGUGCUUAAGAUGACAAAAAUAAGAGAAUAUUCAGAAUGGUUAGAACUAAAAAGUACCUAAGUAUUGCUAAGACCUCAAAAGAUGUCGAGUCAAAGAAGGAAUUAAGUUGACACUCAUUAGACAAGAAUGUGAAUCCAUUCCAACGAGGAUGCAGACUUUGUGAAUGGCUUAGAGGUGAAGAGCAGAGAGGAUUAGUUCUUCUUCAUGAGUUCUGGUUAUUCUGGUUAUAGGAUCUGAAAGCAUAUUAUUAAAGUCAUAUUUCCUGGAAUAGUUCAAAAUUCAAAUACCUUUCCCCUGCCUGUUGAAGACAGGACAACUGGCUUGUACUUCUUUUUCGUUUUCAGAUUGAUUGGUUCAGUUAGGAGCACCAGGCGGGUUGUACCUAACAACAGAAGUCAGACCUCCUAUUUUUCAACUUUUAAAAAAAAUAUAUGUGUAGACUCCAAAGUCCACACUCAAGAAUGAGAGCUGAGAGACCCAGUCUGUUAUAGGAAGUCAUCUAAGAAGUAGACCAGGCAGGAAUGGCUGUUUAAGCCUAGCAGAGGAGAGAAAGCAAUUCCUCCUGUGUCCUAAUGAAUUCCCUUUUCAUGUGGAAAGCUGGCUUUUGUUGUUGCUAAUAAUACAGGAUUUCCUUCAGAGAAUUUUUAAUGUCUUGUUCAGAUACCACACAGAGAGAUAUUGACCACAAAUAUUAAUACUGGUUUGGGAGAUAUGUUGAUGUGAUGUUGUCCCUACCUUUAUUAAACUGACCAUCUUAAUAACUCCAUCCAUCUUGGCACCGACACCUCUGCUUUUCUACUUACUGUGUUCCUUACAACUCCUAGGCCUUAGAGCGGUGCUGACUACAUUACCCGUCCUCUUCCCUCUCUUCUAUCUUCCACCCCGCCCUGCCCCCCUUUCUCCAGGGCUUACUUCCACAGGAGCACUCCAUCCUCCCAAGGACCCUGCCCAUCUGCCUACAAGAUCUGCGAGCAUCUUCGUAUCUGCCUUGCGUGGAAGAGAAGGUGGUUUGUGUUGCGCAGUGGCCGUUUGACUGGAGACCCGGAUGUCCUGGAGUAUUACAAAAACGAUCAUGCCAAGAAGCCUAUUCGGAUUAUUGAUUUAAAUUUAUGUCAGCAAGUUGAUGCUGGGUUGACAUUCAACAAAAAGGAGUUUGAAAACAGCUAUAUCUUUGAUAUCAACACCAUCGACCGGAUUUUCUACUUGGUGGCAGAUAGUGAGGAAGACAUGAACAAGUGGGUCCGUUGUAUCUGUGACAUCUGUGGAUUCAAUCCCACAGAAGAAGAUCCUGUGAAGCCGCUGACUGGCUCCUCACAAGCACCCGUCGAUUCACCUUUCGCUAUAAGUACAGCACCAGCCUCCAGUCAGAUGGAAGCUUCUUCAGUCGCGCUACCUCCUCCUUACCAGGUCAUCAGCCUUCCGCCACACCCAGACACCCUCGGCCUCCAGGACGAUCCACAAGACUACCUCUUGCUGAUCAACUGUCAAAGCAAGAAGCCUGAACCUAACAGAACCCUCUUUGACUCUGCCAAGCCCACCUUUUCUGAGACAGACUGCAAUGACAACGUCCCUUCCCACCAGACUCCUGCUUCCUCCCAGAGCAAACACGGAAUGAAUGGCUUUUUCCAGCAACAAAUGAUGUAUGACUGCCCACCGUCCCGGCUGACAUCUGUCUCGGGAGAGUCCAGCCUCUAUAACCUGCCCAGGAGCUAUUCCCAUGACGUGUUGCCAAAGGAAUCCCCAUCAAGCACGGAGGCCGACGGGGAGCUGUACACCUUUAACACCCCAUCUGGGACUGCAGGUGUAGAAACGCAGAUGAGACAUGUAUCCAUCAGUUACGACAUUCCGCCAACACCUGGCAACACUUACCAGAUCCCACGGACAUUUCCAGAAAGCACACUGGGACAGUCAUCAAAGCUGGACACCAUUCCUGAUAUCCCCCCACCUCGGCCACCAAAGCCACAUCCAACUCAUGACCGGUCUCCUGUGGAAACGUGUGGAGUCCCACGCACGGCCUCGGACACUGACAGCAGUUACUGUAUCCCUCCUCCAGCAGGCAUGACGCCCUCCCGGAGUAAUACCAUUUCCACCGUGGAUUUGAACAAGUUGCGGAAAGAUGCUAGUUCUCAAGAUUGCUAUGAUAUUCCACGGACCUUUCCGAGCGAUAGAUCUAGUUCCCUGGAAGGCUUCCAUAGCCAGUAUAAAAUCAAAAGCGUGUUGACAGCGGGAGGUGUCUCGGGUGAAGAGCUGGAUGAGAACUACGUUCCCAUGAACCCCAACUCGCCACCUCGACAACAUUCCGGCAGCUUUACCGAGCCAAUCCAGGAGCCAAACUAUGUGCCAAUGACCCCAGGGACCUUUGACUUUUCUUCCUUUGGAAUGCAAGUCCCUCCUCCUGCUCAUAUGGGCUUCAGGUCCAGCCCAAAGACCCCUCCCAGGAGGCCAGUUCCUGUUGCUGACUGUGAACCACCCCCGGUGGAUAGGAACCUCAAGCCAGACAGAAAAGGUCAGAGUCCUAAAAUUUUAAGACCCAAACCCCAUGGUUUAGAGCGAACUGAUUCACAAACCAUAGGUGACUUUGCUACAAGAAGAAAGGUCAAGCCGGCACCUUUAGACAUAAAACCUCUGUCAGAAUGGGAAGAGCUGCAAGCCCCAGUCAGAUCUCCCAUCACCAGGAGCUUCGCUCGGGACUCCUCUAGGUUUCCCAUGUCCCCUCGGCCUGAUUCUGUGCACAGUACGACAUCGAGCAGCGACUCUCAUGACAGUGAAGAGAACUAUGUCCCCAUGAAUCCAAAUCUGUCUGGCGAAGACCCGAAUCUCUUUGCCAGCAACAGCCUUGAUGGGGGAAGCAGCCCGAUGAAUAAACCCAAAGGAGACAAACAAGUCGAAUACCUGGAUUUAGACCUAGAUUCUGGGAAGUCCACGCCACCACGGAAGCAAAAGAGCAGUGGUUCUGGCAGCAGCAUGGCAGACGAGAGGGUGGAUUACGUUGUGGUGGACCAACAGAAGACUCUGGCCCUGAAGAGUACCAGAGAAGCUUGGACGGAUGGGAGGCAGUCCACAGAGUCCGAGACACCCACCAAGAAUGUGAAGUGAAGACAUGCCGUCGCCUCUGCCGGCAGACGAGAUCUGAGUGGAAAGAGAGAUGCCAAGUGAAGAUGUUCCCACUCUCAGUGGAGCCUCGAGCCAGCAGGGGCAGAGAGAAGGAUCUCUCACACAUGUUCAAGCAAAUUAGGUUGUGAAUGGUGCUGUGUGGUAUUGGAUUUAUAACGUGUAAAUAACCCGGGGAAAUAGUGUUUUUAGUUCACAGAGAAGCUUCUGUCCCUAAUUAACACACCUGUAGUAUUACUAUACUGAUGCACUUUUCAUUUAAAACCUUGGUUUGGGUCUUCCCGAUCUACCUUAACAGACUUUCCUUGGGAGGUCUUUUGGCCUCCUCACACUACUCUAUAUAACAAUACUAAGUGAACUGAGCUACUUGUAAUUCUGGAAAUUCCAGUUGAAGCUACAGGGCUAACACCAUUAAAACAAGAAGUAAGUUGACACAUUCGCUUUUCUCUUGAAGGUGGUAGCCAUUAGCUUAAGCUGUAGAACAUAGUUGGACUUGUCCUUCGUUGUUUUCCAAAAAUUCCGGGGAUAUUGUAUAUAGCAGGUCAAGACCUAGCUCUCUGACUCAUGUACACUUAGGUUUUAACUGUAGGACUUUGUUAUUAUUAUUUUUUUUGUUAAUGACAGUGUUGGGUUCAUCGUGUGAAGGUUCUGCUGGGUAGGAUCUUGCACCUUUCAAAGACUGCCUCUUAGUUACACUAGUAAGCCCCCAAAUCAUCCACAGCAUGGACUGCUGGCCUGCUCUUACUCCUGUUUAUGUGUUAAACAUUAUCUGCAAAAGGCAGAUUAUACGACUGACCAAUCAGGUACGUACAAGGCACUGAUGUGCUAAUACAGUGAUUGGGUCAGACAAAGUGCUUCAGUUAGUGUGCGUUCGUCCUAAUCUUGGUUUAGAAUUAAUGAAACAGUUGGCGUUCACUGUCAGCAGCAUAGUGUGAUUUUGAAUGAAUUAGGCAGGAAUUCAAGAUUACUACUCUUAGCUCGCUCGCUCUCUCUCUCUCUCCACCGUAGUGCUCUUCCUAGGGUUUUCUUUCUUCUACUUAAUAUCUUCUUGGCCUUAUAUUUAAAUCCCUAUGCAAUUAAUGUUUUAUAUCUGCGUUUUUAAAAAAGAAAUGUCAUUUUAAGUGAUUCUUGUAUGUAGCAAGCACCUAUUGCUUUUGUGAGUAAAUGAAUUAAGACUUUUGUACUGUGAUUUGUACUCACUGCCCCAGUUCCCCAACUGUUGGAGCCUUGCUGCUGUGAAACGCUGUAGUCACCAUAGUUGUGUCCACCACCCAGCCGGGUCUGUGAGUCUCACCUGUCACGUGACAUCGUCUGGUGUGGAUGUUGGCUCUGAAUUAGUGUCACUGCAGUUACACGUGUCUGUCUAGGCUUUGCAAGAUGCUGUAGUCACCAUAGUCGUGACCACCACCUAGCCAGGUCUGUGAGUCUCACCUGUCACGUGCCAUCAUCUGGUGUCACUGCAGUUACACGUGUCUGUCUAGGCUUUGCCGCAACCUUGAGAAGCAGCUAGCAUUUUCCGUUGUUCACACAGUAAGGACAAUGUCUCUGCAUUGAUCUGAGGCUCACUGGUGGCCUGGGGAAGGGACACAGAGAACAGAAUGUCUGCAGCUGAGGCUUGUCUCUCUUCGUUCAGACCUCUUACCUGUUGCCUGAGUACACAAUGCACCCCGCUUUCUGGCCCACUGGCCACGGUGCUGUGCCUAAUCUGAGUUCUCCCCUGGCUUUUCCAGUCAGUUUGAAAGCUGUGUUCAUAACUAGAUGAAGUGUAGAAUAGUAAUAUUAGAUGCUUUUAAAUGUUCGCUUCUUUUUAAACAAAAACUAAAACCCAGAACUGAAUUUUGAGGUGGAUUUUUAAAUAAAAAAAGAUUGAGUUUGCUGUGUGA
Mus musculus (house mouse) is the source of this 11372-nucleotide messenger RNA. It is a transcript of the gene Gab1, whose product is annotated as growth factor receptor bound protein 2-associated protein 1. The transcript has 11 exons. Bases 7606 to 9474 code for a protein of 622 amino acids. Gene Ontology annotation, biological process: positive regulation of angiogenesis; endothelial cell chemotaxis; angiogenesis. Lineage: Eukaryota; Metazoa; Chordata; Mammalia; Rodentia; Muridae. The record is from RefSeq and is a predicted model, not a curated record. Gene Ontology annotation, cellular component: cell-cell junction.